This is a messenger RNA of Botrytis porri, 2027 nucleotides long. RefSeq lists its product as uncharacterized. Gene Ontology annotation, biological process: tetrahydrofolylpolyglutamate biosynthetic process. Gene Ontology annotation, molecular function: ATP binding; tetrahydrofolylpolyglutamate synthase activity. The transcript is spliced from 4 exons. Gene Ontology annotation, cellular component: cytoplasm; mitochondrion; cytosol. The record is from RefSeq and is a predicted model, not a curated record. Lineage: Eukaryota; Fungi; Ascomycota; Leotiomycetes; Helotiales; Sclerotiniaceae. The coding region runs from base 257 to 1864 and encodes 535 amino acids.
UAUGGCAUUUCUUCUUCGUCUGGAUCUAUCAUCUUCUGUUGGUGUUCACGAUAAAGUCAUGCCGUUUGUCAUGAAAUGCGACGAUUAGAUAAGAAUUCUACAAUAACGGCGAUGGGAAAAUUAGAGAGAUUGUUGAAGAUUAUGCGCUGCUUUAACAUAUCAGCGAUCCCCAGUGGAUGACAAAGCAAAGCGGUGCUUCACAUUUCUCAAAAUUUGUAUCUUCAAACUCUCAACAAAGAUUUAUAUAUGACAUGUGAUGUGGUCUUCUUUCUCUAGAUCAUCUCUCCGAUCCCUAAGAAAUACUUCUAUAAAUCCCCGCUUCAAUAAAUGCGCUUCAGGUUCGCGAAGACUUAUUGCUACAAUGGGAGAAAGGACCUAUGAUGAUGCUAUCAAUGCCUUGAAUACACUUCAAACACCAUACGAAGUUCUCAAGAAACGAUGGGAAGCUGGGAUCAAACUCGAUGAAGGAGCUAAUCGAGAAAUGAAACAGCAUCUGACUCGAAUUGGAUAUACCCAAGAUGAUCUCGAACGAUUGAAUAUCGUUCAUGUUGCCGGCACCAAAGGAAAAGGGUCUACGUGCGCCUAUGUUGAUUCUAUACUGAAUCGGUACAGAAAGUCACGUGAUCUACCCCAAAAGGUUGGACUUUUCACAUCACCCCAUCUCAUCGCUGUCCGGGAAAGAAUCCGAAUCAAUUCAUCACCCAUUUCAGCUCCCAUGUUUGCAAAAUACUUCUUUGAGGUAUGGGAUCGUCUGGAAGCAGCUGCGGCAUCCUCGAGCGAUCCGUUUGAGAAGCCCGUUUAUUUCAGAUACCUGAAUUUAAUGUCUUAUCACGUUUUCCUCCAAGAGGGCGUCGAUGCUGCGAUCUAUGAAGUUGGCGUUGGAGGCGAAUAUGAUUCGACGAACAUUGUGGAUCGACCUGCGGUGACGGGUAUAUCAUCGUUAGGGAUCGAUCAUGUGUUUACACUAGGAGAUACGAUUGACAAAAUUGCAUGGCAUAAAGCUGGAAUUCAGAAAACAGGAGUUCCAUCAUUUACAGUGAAUCAAAAGCCGGAGGCGAUGGAAGUAGUAGAGAAGAGAGCUGCGGAAAAGGGGGUCAAGUCUUUCAAAGUAGUCGAUCUAGAUUCAAGACUGACGACGGUGAAAAUUAAACCCGCUGCCGAUUUUCAGAGGGGGAAUGCGAGUCUUGCGAUUUCUCUGGCUGAAACGGUUUUAGAGAAAAUGGACCCCAAAUUCAGUACAUCCUCGAAUUUUCUACCCCAAGAAUUCGUAGACGCUUUGGAACAAGUGGUCUGGCGUGGAAGAUGCGAAACAAAAGUUGAUGGAAAUGUCACCUGGUAUUUGGAUGGCGCACAUACUGCAGACAGUAUCAUUGUCGCAGCAAAAUGGUUUGGUGAUGAGGUCGCAAAGGAGUAUGUUUCAUCCCAUGAUAUUGAGUUCAUGGAACUGAUCUUCUCUAGGCACGGUCCACGAGUUCUGAUUUUCAACCAACAGGGUCAUCGUGAAACGAUUGGAUUACUUGAAGGACUUCAUAGCGCAAUCCAAGGAUCCGUUAAAUUCGACCACGUCAUAUUCUGCACAACAUCCAUUCAAAAAGAAAAUGCAUCUAAGAAAGAUUUCGUUAACCUUUCCUACGACCCUAAAUCGAUAUCCGAACUCACGAUGCAAAAAGCCUUUGCUGACAAAUGGCGCUCGCUUGAUUUCAUCCUUGGAACCGAUGUACAAGUUCUUCCGAGCGUGGAAGAUGCGUUUGAAUACGUGCGAGGUUUGGCUACGGAUGGAGUACAUGCUCAAGCUCUAAUUACGGGGAGUGUGCAUUUGGUUGGUAGAGCACUGGGAAGUUUGGAAUCGGUCGAUGCACUGUAAAGAAUCGAAGGUGGUGAAACAAAAUGAAGAACUGGGCUGUACCUCAACGUGGAAAUUUAGAAGAGGAAUGCGGAGGAAGGGGAAGGGAUAACGCGAUUCACGAAUUUGUAUGAUGUGUACGAUAUUGUUCAACCAAUAUGUUAAUUUAGAAAUGUGUCAAUUG